Molecule: messenger RNA, 4741 nt
Organism: Sceloporus undulatus (fence lizard)
Lineage: Eukaryota; Metazoa; Chordata; Lepidosauria; Squamata; Phrynosomatidae
Gene: PIAS4
Product: protein inhibitor of activated STAT 4
Exons: 11
Coding region: 184-1725 (513 amino acids)
Biological process (GO): protein sumoylation; regulation of transcription by RNA polymerase II
Molecular function (GO): transcription coregulator activity; SUMO ligase activity; zinc ion binding
Source: RefSeq, a predicted model, not a curated record
GCUGCGCAUGCGCCGCCUGGAGGGAAUGAUUGAGAGUGAAGGGAAAAGAAACCACCGCCGCCGCGGCUCCGGAUUGGCCAGAGGCGGCGCGGCUUCCUCGUCACGUGACGUCGGCGGCGGCUAUUCCUCCUCCCCGGCCCCCUCCCUCCCCUGUCCCCGGCGCGGAGGACGCUGGAAGCCAAGAUGGCGGCGGAGCUGGUGGAGGCGAAAAACAUGGUGAUGAGUUUCCGGGUCUCAGACCUCCAGAUGCUGUUGGGCUUCGUCGGAAGGAGCAAGAGUGGCCUGAAACACGAACUGGUCACCCGGGCAUUGCAGUUGGUCCAGUUUGACUGCAGCCCAGAACUCUUCAAGAAGAUUAAGGAGAUCUAUGAGACCCGGUAUGCCAAGCUCUCCGACCCUCCAGGGCACCCCACGCAGCAGCAGCCUCCCCCGCCACCUCAGCAGCCAUCGGUACCCCCCCAGCCCCACCGACCGCCUCCUGAUGGCCUUUCCCUCCAUGCUUCCUACGACCGUGGCAGCAAUGCGGUCGCCCGGACUGCCCUCUCGUCCUCCAACAUUGACUAUCCCGCCCUCUACGGGAAGUACCUAAACGGACUGGGGCGUUUGCCCGUCAAACCGGUCAAGCCGGAGGUGCGGCUGGUGAAACUCCCUUUCUACACCAUCCUGGACGAACUACUGAAGCCCACCGAACUUGUCCCACAGAACAACGAGAAGCUCCAGGAGAGCCCUUGCGUCUUUGCCCUAACGCCACGGCAAGUGGACCUGAUCAGGAAUUCCAGGGAGUUGCAGCCAGGUGUGAGAUCAGUCCAGGUUGUACUCAGAAUCUGCUACACCGAUACUAGUUGCCCUCAGGAAGACCAGUACCCCCCAAAUAUCGCUGUCAAAGUAAACCACAGUUACUGUUCUGUCCCUGGCUAUUACCCCUCCAACAAACCAGGAGUGGAGCCAAAGAGGCCUUGUCGUCCCAUCAACCUCACCCAUCUCAUGUAUUUGUCUUCCGCGACCAACCGCAUCACAGUUAUUUGGGGCAAUUACGGAAAGAGUUAUUCCGUCGGCCUCUUCCUCGUACGACAGAUGACGUCCGCCGAGUUGCUGCAGAGGUUGAAAACCAUCGGCAUCAAACAUCCGGAGCUGUGCAAGGCACUUGUGAAAGAGAAGCUACGCCUGGAUCCAGAAAGUGAAAUUGCUACCACUGGUGUCCGGGUCUCUUUAAUAUGCCCACUGGUAAAGAUGCGCUUGUCCGUUCCCUGCCGGGCUGAAUCCUGUGCCCACCUUCAGUGCUUCGACGCCGUUUUCUACCUGCAGAUGAACGAGAAGAAACCUACGUGGAUGUGUCCUGUCUGUGACAAGCCAGCCACAUACGAGCAGCUAAUGAUCGAUGGGCUGCUGUCGAAAAUCUUGACAGAAUGUGAGGAUGCCGAUGAGAUCGAAUACUUAGUGGAUGGCUCCUGGUGCCCCAUCAAGGCCGAGAAGGAAAGGAGCUACAGCCCCCAGUGUCCAAUACUAGUCAUGGGCAGCCCUGCCGGGGCCACUUCGGACAUAAACGGGGUGCCUCCUCCAGCCCCCAGCAUGGAGAAUGGGAAGGUCCCAGCUGACGUGGUAGAUUUAACACUGGACAGCUCAUCCUCGGAGGAAGAGGAGGAGGAAGACGAAGAGGAGGAUGAAGACGGGCCCAAAAGGAAGGUGCCACGCCUCUACAAGAAUGGCCUGGCCUCCGCCUGCUGACCAGAGGGGCAGCUCCAGAAACUUCCGCAUGGAAAAGCUUGAAUACCUUGGUGCUUAACUCAGAUAUAGGAGGAGGGGCUUCACACCCCUCACUUAUCCCGCCCCUCUUCCAUCUCCUCCUCUUCCUCUGGAGCUUCCCUUUGACUUCCCGGUUCCAAGUUUAGACUAUGAAAAAUAAAGAGAGUGACCCGUCUUGGUGAGGAACGGAGCUGUUGCAUGUCAGAAGGACCCACUCAAGAGACGGGGAAAGAAAGAGAGGCCACCUCCAAUUUCUGCUCAGCUCGGACUGCCUUUGGAAACAAGAGGCGCCCUUCCCGGGCUCCAAGACCUUUGGGGGUUGCCACUGACUCAGUUUCCCUUCUCCACUGCCCUCUUCCUCAUCCUCUCCCGAACUUCUUGACCCCCACUUGCUUGUUUUGGGGGGAACUGUAGGGGAACAACUGGACUUUGGCUGAAUGGAGCUGGGCCAAACCCCACCUGUGGGCUCCCCAAACUUUCCAAAAAGUCUUGUGCAUCUUUUCGGGGGGCAGGGAGGUGUUUACCUCGUUCAGCAACCAUUCCCAAUUCCUUCUUUCUUUUUGUCCCUCCUUUCUUGCUCCUAAUCCACCACCAAACAAUGUUUGCUGGACUUUUUGUUUUGUUUUUGCGCUGGUUGGAGAGGUCUUAAGGCUCCCAAUUUUGCUUGUCCUCUCCGAUCCCGUUCUGCAGGCGCAUGAGGAAAGAUUCAGGGCAGGACGGGACGGAGGCAGAAUUAAAGCCAAGGUUCCUUGGGGUGGCCCAGCAGUCUCCAGCCCAGGAAGAACCUCAUGUAAAAAAGGAAAGGUUGGAACUGUCUUAUUUUUUAGCCUCUUCUCAAAAGUAAUGUAGAUGAUAGCCUAGUGACUCUCCACUUUUCAAAAAGUUGAACAGAAGCCAUGGGGGGGGGUUGAGGUUUGGAGGGGAUACGUGGAGGGGAAGGGCUUGAACCACCAAUCUGUCAUUUGUCAUUUUUUCCUCCUUUUUUCCUUUGAAGUGCAAUAACUUGGUGUGUUUUGGAAGAGCUGCGUGUUCCCCGCAAGGGCUUCAUCUUGGGAUGGGGGUGGCAUUGUUUUUGCAGGGAGUGUGUGCCAGGAGGAGGGGUGGGGAUGAUGGGCCUUCUGGAACAAGAAAUGCCAGGUGGAGGAACUCCCUCUCUCUCUCUCUCUCUUUUUCCUUCUCAGUUUCUAGCCAACUACCUCGGUUUCAAAUGAACGAAUAAAUAAAACUAAAAAUUCAGGUGUUAGGUCCGUCACGAGAACAGCAUGGAGCUGAGCUGGGGCUGAAGGCGGCAUGGGAAUGACUCUCUUUUCCCUUCAAAUUGCCUUUGGACUGCUUCAGUGUCUCCUCUUUGUCCCUCUCGUCACGUGCGCUUGUGUGUUUUGUGGAUCCUUCUAAAAUAUGACCCAUCUCUCAUCUUUCUCUGCUUGGCCUCUGAGACCCUCUGCUAUGUGGCCUUGGCUCCUUCAGACUUUUCUCGCUGGCAAGGGAAAGAAAACAGCCCCCCAAACAAGGUGGCACCCCCCAUCUUGUGUCUGCUGAGGGUGUCGGAGGCGAAUGGUGCGUAGCGUUUGUUGUAUUUGGCUGGACCAGCGAGGCUGGUGAGCGUAACUGGAGGAGGGAUGGAGCAAUUGCUCUUGUAACUCCCUCUCCAAAUUGAAUUGGACCAGGAUUGGGAUGUGUUCUUUUCUCUUCCCUCACCUUCCUCCUUCCUCUCCCUUCAGUCCAGCUGCAGCAAAGGCAGAGCUUUGAGGGUGGGUUCUUCUUCUUCUUUUGAGUUUCCAAAAUGCUUUCCCCCCUCCUUCCCCACAUCUUCUUCCCUGCCUCUGCCAGUCAGGCUGAGGUCCCUCCUAGGAAGUUAAAAUUAAAGUAACAACAGAGUGAAUCCAAACUCUUUAUUUAACAGUUAAAAUAAUAACCAUUAAAAUAGCAGAGGGUUGUUGGUUUUUUAAAUAAUGCCAAUAGUGGUUUGCCAAGUGCUGCGUUUUCACAAGGAAGGGCAUUUUGUGUGUGUUUGUGGUUUUAGAAAUAAAACCUUGGAACUGAAAAGGAGCUGCUCUUCUUGUUUUUUGCAGCAUUGGGUUAGACAGAGCUCCCUCUCUCUUUAUGGAGAAGGACAUCUCUUUUCUGGUGGGGGAAAAAAAGCCUCCCAUAUUUAUUCCCAUAUGUUUCAAAAUCCCCAAAAUUGAUAUUUUGGACAUCUUCCAAAAGUUAGAACUUUUGGGACGGUGAGCACUUGUUUUAUGAAACCAAGCUUGAUAUUGGACGUUAGAUCAUUUGAAAUGGUUAGCUCUUCUCCCUCUCUCCCUCUCCCCCCCAAAUCAGCAUUUUUUUCCUAUAUUAAAAAGCCCGUUUAAGGGACUCUUAGGGACCCCCUGGGAAGAUGCAGCACCAAAUUGGCCAAACUUUCAAUUUCUCUCCCCCAAAACCUCUGGAAGCCAGGUUGGGGCAGCCAGGUUGCAGUGGGGAUUCCCCACUGAAUCUAUUUUUCCACCACAACCCAUUAACUUAAUUAUUUUUCCUCUCAAACAAGCAUCUAAAGAAAGGAUAAGCAAUAUAUUUUCCUUGACACGACCCGCAUGCCUUCCAGAGCCAUUUUAGAGUUUGGGCUGAACUGUUUUUCCUUGUAUAGAUCGCAGCUUACGUUAAGGUCCUUCUCCUUCCUCAGUGUUUGGAUCCUAAUUUAAUUGUGUGUUCAAUCUCCCUUGGGCUUUCUUUUCUUCCCUGCCCCUUCAAACCUUGUCCAGCCUGCUGAAACUUUGCUUUCCUGUCUUUCUCUCCAUCUCCUCUCCUUUUGUGUCGGUCAGCUUUCCAUUCUGUACAUACAUUUUUACUUAACUCCCCCUUUCCUACUCCUACUGCUGCUUCAUUUUUCCUCCCUUCUCUCUCUCUCUCUUUCUUUUUUGUAAAGAAAAGAAAUUAUUUUUCUUUCGUUCAAUACAUUCUUCAGAAACUCAAGAACUAUAGUGUUUGUUAAAUGAAUAAAAAGGAAAUAUUUCAA